GGAAUUUAGGAACAAGUAAAAUUUAAAACAUUCAUUAAUCAAUGCAAACUAAACUGCGUUGAUAGUUCAAAUUUUAAAAUUUAUUUGCAUUUUAAUUAUUCAAGGAACUUAGUGAUCCAAGUGAUGGUUUAAAUUUGUUAGUGCUUUUAUUAGUAAUUUAAUCAAUAAGAGUCAUAGAUUUUGGAGGUUGCAUAGAAACAAUUGUUUAUUCAUCCAAUGGAGCCCUACAAAGGGGACAGAUCUAAUUAAAUAAUUUAAUUACUUUUAUUUUUUCAAUCCAAAGCUUUAAGCAUUUAGCAUGAUACAAAUGUUUACAGUAUGUGAUUUUAACAUUAUUUAAUA
Messenger RNA from Paramecium sonneborni, 342 nucleotides. NCBI's taxonomy places the organism in Eukaryota, Ciliophora, Oligohymenophorea, Peniculida, Parameciidae. The record is from the annotation of a GenBank genome assembly.